Molecule: messenger RNA, 1452 nt
Organism: Aaosphaeria arxii CBS 175.79
Lineage: Eukaryota; Fungi; Ascomycota; Dothideomycetes; Pleosporales
Product: cathecol 1,2-dioxygenase
Exons: 3
Coding region: 347-1342 (331 amino acids)
Biological process (GO): catechol-containing compound metabolic process
Molecular function (GO): ferric iron binding; catechol 1,2-dioxygenase activity
Source: RefSeq, a predicted model, not a curated record
CUUUUCUCUUACAACACCUGUACAAUAAUACUCGUACAAGCAUGACCACCAGUUCCUAGUUUCCAAUUGAGCCUAUGAGAAGUUAGAAAUAUACCUCUCAUUUCUAAUUGUCAGCUUCAUCUUGUGACACACCACUUAGUCCGCGGAAUACGUCCGCUAUCUAUCUCGCUCUCUUUCCCAUCCUCAACCUCAUUGCUCUAACUCAGUACUUAUCGUAUACAAAACUUCACGCUGCUGACCUAGCUAUCUAUAACUGAUACACAUCACCUCCACCAUAACCUCCUCUCUCAAUUCCCCCUCCCCUUCCACCUCAACCUCACCCACCACUCCAACCCAAACCGCAACCAUGCCACCGCCGCCCACCACCCCCAUCCUCAAAGACCUCACCAUCUCCAACAUCACCGAAAACGUCCACCUCAUCAACGCGCAAACCCCCUCCCCGCGCCUCCUCUACAUCCUCGAGCGCCUCGUCACCCACCUCCACGACUUCGCGCGCGAAACCCGCCUCAGCACCCCGGAAUGGAUGGCCGGCAUCGAGUUCCUCACCGCCGUCGGGCAAAAAUGCACCGACGUGCGCCAGGAAUUCAUCCUCCUGUCCGACACUCUCGGCUUGUCCCUCCUCGUCGACGCUAUCUCGCAUCCGAAGCCGCCCGCGAGCACCGAGGGCACGGUGCUGGGCCCGUAUCACACGCACGCUGCGCCGGAUGUGGAGCUCGGGGAGAGUAUCACCGUGGAUCCGGAGGGGGAGAGGUUGCUGUGUGUGUGUAGUGUGAGGGACACAGCGGGCAGGCCGGUGGAGGGGGUCAAGGUGGAUGUGUGGGAGACGGAUUCGAAGGGGGUUUAUGAUGUGCAGUAUGAGGGGUGGACGGGGGAGAAGGCGGACGGGCGGGCGGUGCUGAGGACGGAUGCGGAGGGGAGGUUUUGGUAUCGCGCGAUUGUGCCGGUGCCGUAUAGGAUUCCGGAGGAUGGGCCGGUGGGCAAGAUGUUAAAACUACUCGGGAGACAUCCCUGGCGUCCGAGCCACAUGCACUUCAUGUUCGAGAAGCCGGGCUACGACCACCUCAUCACAGCCCUCUACCUCCGCGGCGACCCCUACGAAACCACCGACGCCGUCUUCGGCGUCAAGGAGUCCCUGAUCGUCGACCUGGGCGUCGUGAGCGCCGAACAAGCGGCACAGUACGGCGUCGAGGAGGGGACCAAGCUGUUGACGUACGACUUCGUGCUCGUGUCGGAGGCGGAGACGAGGCGGUUGCGGGAUGAGGAGGCGAGGAAGGCGAUGAAGGCGCUGGGAAGGGAUGAUAUGUUGAUUAUUGAUGGGUUGCCGGUGCCGGAUGUGGAUUGAAUUGGGGGUGAAGGGUUAAAGUUGCGAAGUGAUGUUGGAUUCGAGGGGUGGGUGAGUAAGAGGGGUUGUGUGUGGUAAGUGCAUAUAAAAAGGACGAAUAUGAGCGAUCU